Molecule: messenger RNA, 400 nt
Organism: Nanorana parkeri
Lineage: Eukaryota; Metazoa; Chordata; Amphibia; Anura; Dicroglossidae
Product: fatty acid-binding protein, liver-like
Exons: 4
Coding region: 17-400 (127 amino acids)
Biological process (GO): fatty acid transport
Cellular component (GO): nucleus; cytosol
Molecular function (GO): fatty acid binding
Source: RefSeq, a predicted model, not a curated record
CAGCAUCCCUUCUACAAUGGCCUUCUCAGGAACCUAUGAGCUGGAGUCCCAGGAGAACUUCGAGACUUUCAUGAAGGCCAUCGGCCUUCCAGAUGAGAUCAUCGAGAAAGGAAAAGGUGUGAAGAGUGUGACAAAAAUUGCGCAGACUGGCAAUCACUUUGCGAUCACGGUGACCACAGGACCCAAGGUCCUACAUAAUGAAUUCAAUAUCGGCGAGGAGACUGAAUUAGAAUCAUUGACUGAAGAGAAGAUUAAGACUACCGUUAAUAUAGUCGAUGGCAAGCUUGACGUGAAACUGAAGGGAGUCCACUCUGUUACUGAACUGUCUGGCGAUGUUCUAACCAAUGUCAUGACUCUGAAAGACAUUGUCUACACCAGAAUCAGCAAGAGAGUCUCCUAG